AUGCGGGAAAUAAGAUCGGUAUGCAGAGGAAUGACCUGCCUGAGACUCGAGGCUGAAAGUAUACCAGCAACCUUCGUGAAGAGUUGUCUAGAUGCGCCGGCCUCGCUGGAUGCUCGCAAGAGCAUCGUUCAGGUUGAGUGUGCUUGCAGCUCACCGGAGAGGACGACACAGGAAUCUGCUCUGCUCGUCGCCAAUGGAGGAGGCAUCAUCGCCGCCCAUAGGAUGCUGUCUGCCUCCAACAGCAAGGAGGCGCUGGGGAUCCUGUGGACGUUGAGCUCGUACAAGACGGUUGUCGAUGGUUUCACUCCCGAGGUGCUCUGGGAUGUUGUACGCAUCUGCAGGACGAGCAAGGACCCAUGGAGGCAGACGGCUGCGAUCAGCACGCUGCACAACCUGCUCUGCUUCAACUACUACGAGAAGGUGCUAACAGCUGGGGCCCUCGAGCUAGCCAUCGAGCUAGUCUGUAACCAAGAAAGCGCCACGAAUGAAGUCAAGGCGGCGUGCGCUUUGCUGCUGGAUCAGUGCUGCUUCGACAAGAUAUCGAAGCAAGUUGCGGUCCAGUGCGAGCGUGUCGGGGAAGCUUCCCAGUGUCGUUCCCUCAACGUCGUGCAGGCGCAACUGUCUACUCGAGCACGAGCUCGAGUGACAGACGGGGGGGGUCAGUCCAGCUCGGCUGACGUGGCAAGAGACGCUGCAGACCUUCGAGAUAGCCAUGACGCCGGCAAGCUCUUGAUCGGAAACCUGCUUUCCUUCCUGUGGAAUGCGACUGACGACCUCUACUACUCUGACCCGGCUGGUUGGAGUCGCUUCACCAUCAGAGCCUGCGAGCCCGAGCUCUUGAAAGUCCUUAACAAGAUUCUCGUGCACGGAGAUGACAGUGAAAGACAUGCAGUCGGCGCGAUCCUCCACAACUUCUCUUGCAACCGAUCCUUGCAUGACAGGCUCUUGGAAAAUGGCGUCGUUGACAUGAUUACGCAAACAGUCCAAAAAGAUGAGGACGUGCACAUCUGCUGCUUGCUGGCAGCAGCAGAACUUUGCGGAUCUGAGGAAUCUGGCAAGCACUGUAACAUCCUGCACAAAUUCAAUGCUGUGUAUGUGCUCGUGAGCGAUCUGCGAAAGCGGUGUGGCUGCUAUGAGGACUACUCAGUCAACGAGAGGGAGGUGAGCCUGAGAAAGCUGCUCAGUGCUCUGGAAAACAUCGCGUCCUCCGACGUCCACAAGGGCUCCCUGCUCAAGUGCGGAGUGAUCGACGUCAUUUACGAUGUUAUCUCAAAGAGGAUCGUCGACCACCGAGGGAUGACGCUCGGCCUGCGGACGCUGCUGCACCUGAGCUUCGAGAGGAGCGCGAUCCAGGACUUGUUGCAUCCUCGCCUUGUCAAGCUGAUAGCGGACACUGCCAAGGACGACCAGAUCCCGCUGAUACCCAAGGAAAGCGCCAAGACGCUGGAUUACCGGCUCAAAUACUUGCGAGACCCCCUUCUCCUCUUCCCUGCCAACGACCACAAGACCCAGAGCUACGGUGCUCGCUGGCUCCGGCACCCUGAAGAGAUUCGCAUCCUCACGCUCUCGUACCACGAAUCGGAUCUGCCAGUUGUCUCCCGCAUUCGCUCCUCCCUCCUGUCCGUUGGCUACGCCUUCGCUUCGAGCGAGGACUCUGUAGAAACAGGCAGCAUAGACGACUUCAUUCAGUGUCUUCAGUCGGAGCCAACGGAUCUUCUUGUCUGCAUGUCAAAGUCAUACCAAGUUUCUGCCCGGGCUCGCUUCACCACAGAACUUGCUCUUUCAAGGGGGUUGCAUCUUGUAAGGCUGAACAUUGAAGCAAGUUUCCAUCCUUUCGGUUGGUUGGCGCAACUUGCAAGCAUGCAGACAAAGGACGGGGACAGGGAAUUUCAGAGCGAAAUCUGCGUGACGGGAGCAACGGCCAUGCAGUUGUCGGUACUGAUAGCAGCGCUGGGCAAGCGAAACAUCGUGAAGCAUGCGGCAACGGAUCCAGCAUCAAACGAUCCCAGGAAGGGCCCCAGCAGCCCGAGGAGCGGCUUCGAUCAUUCGCGUCUGUGGGAUGUGACACCACGAGGUCGGCCUCGACCGGCGCUGCUGACUCAGCAAGAGAAGCACCCCGACAAGCUCGGGCUGCUGCUGAUCGAGAGUCCAGCUGGCGAGAUCUGUGUCGCUCGGGUCAGUCCGGAAGGAUCGGCGGGGAGGAGCGGGCUGGUGCGGGAACGAGAUGUCCUACUUGCUGUGGACGGGAAGGAGGUCAAGGGUAUCAGCGUGACGCGGGUGAUCGACAUCAUCCGGAAUGCUCGAGGAGACGAAGAUCGCGGGAGCCUCGUCGGGGGGAGUAGGGGGGGCGAGUCAACGCCCUCCAAGGACAAGAGCGCGUCGGUAGAGCUGCUGUUCUCCCGGGGAGGGCAGGAGCUCUGUGUCGUCCUGCCCCGUCCUCCCGUGUCAUCCCACACCUCGUUCGAGCGGGUUCAGUGGGGCCUCGACCACGAGGUCAUGGAAGUCUCGCGGGAAGGGAGGAUGGCGUACGAUGAUCACUUCCUGCCCGCGAACCUCCGCGCCAGGAGCAGCACAGGAGCAUCGACGGCUCGAGCGAGGAUCGAGACCAGCCCAACACAGACCAACGGGGUCACUGUCACUCCUUCCUUCAUCAGCAAGGGUGAGCCGUCAGCUUGCCGCGUCUCUCCUCCCCUUCUCGUUGUCUCACCCGUAGAAGCAGAGGGUUCUCCGGGCAGGCCGGCGCCAGCUCAGCAACGCCUGGCAGUCACUUCAUUGGGCAUUGACGGCGAGCGGGGCAAGGAGAUUGGGUCCUUGGGCACAGACUUGUGGCAGGGGGCGAAGCCUGUGAAGUCAAUCGUGAAGGAGGAUGGGGACAUUGAUACCGGUCAGCCCUUCUCUACUUUCUCCUCACUCUCAUUCUCCUCAAACAUUCCUUCGUCCUCUUCCACCUCGUUUCGAUAUCAUCCCUCACGCGUUUUCCUCUCCAGAGACCCGGCCGUCGGUGAGGACAGCAGCGCUCUCCGCUCGCUUCAUCCUCUCAUUGAGGAGCGUGAUCAUCGACGCUGGAUGGUUUCCCAGCAGCGAGCUGUCGAGGAGAGAGGACGUGCAGCGGGUGGAGAGGUCGUGGCUGACCUGGCGCCUGAAGCCCGCGAAGGUGCUCAGCUCACCGAUGCCUUGCUCCCAGCUGACUGUGAGCAGGAGACGAGGAGGGAAGCUGCCGCAAUGGAGGAGGAGCUUGACAAGGUUGUAAGGAUGACACCGUCGGAUGUGUCAAGGUGGCUGCGAGACGAGGAAUUGGAGGGGGUGGAGCAAGUUCUUCAUGGAGGAAGCGACGGGAGGAGCGUGGUAGAAUUGGUCAAACUGCUAAGACGGGACGAGAAGAUGUUGGUCUCACUGCUGGACCAUCAGCUGAGGGGCGAUGCGACGAGGAGAAACAGGUGGGUGGUGGCCCUCAAGAAGCUGCUGGGGAGCUCGAGGGGACAGACGAUGGCGGGUGAGCUGAGCUCCCGCUGA
Molecule: messenger RNA, 3513 nt
Organism: Guillardia theta CCMP2712
Lineage: Eukaryota; Cryptophyceae; Pyrenomonadales; Geminigeraceae
Exons: 21
Coding region: 1-3513 (1170 amino acids)
Molecular function (GO): protein binding
Source: RefSeq, a predicted model, not a curated record